AUGACGUUGGGCAAGCGCAAGCGCGCGCCAUGGCAGGCCGAGGCCAAGGAGCACCAGUGGGAGCGCCAGCAGCAGUUGCAGGCCAUGGACAUGACCACGGCGAUGCAGCAGAUGACCGGCCAGGCCCGCAUGCAGUUCCGCGGCGUGCAGGCCAGCGCCAUGGCCGCCAUCCAGCAGGGCCGCAGCCCGGUGGUGGCCAUCAUGCCCACGGGGGGUGGCAAAAGCAUGUUGUUCAUGUUACCCGCGUGGGCCGUGCCCGGCGGCACCACCAUCGUGGUGGUCCCGUUGAUAUCGUUGCGCCAGGACAUGGCGCGGCGGUGCCGGUAG
Molecule: messenger RNA, 327 nt
Organism: Aspergillus calidoustus
Lineage: Eukaryota; Fungi; Ascomycota; Eurotiomycetes; Eurotiales; Aspergillaceae
Source: the annotation of a GenBank genome assembly